Trichoderma aggressivum f. europaeum is the source of this 1242-nucleotide messenger RNA. RefSeq lists its product as uncharacterized. The record is from RefSeq and is a predicted model, not a curated record. Bases 1 to 1242 code for a protein of 413 amino acids. Gene Ontology annotation, biological process: ubiquinone biosynthetic process. Lineage: Eukaryota; Fungi; Ascomycota; Sordariomycetes; Hypocreales; Hypocreaceae. Gene Ontology annotation, cellular component: mitochondrial inner membrane; mitochondrion. The transcript is spliced from 4 exons.
AUGGGACACAUUGUCAAGGCACCUCGUAUUCUUCGUUUGAAAUUGCAAGGCGCAGGAGAGACGCUGGAGGGGGAAUUGGGUGGUGUGCGAGACGAGAGACACCGCGACAGGGGGAGUGCCGGAGCACCAAAGGCGGACGGAUUCCGUGAUCGUUUUGUUUGCCUUGUUUCCUCCCCCUUCAAUCUUGCGAGCACCUACGGAAAUGGAAGCGCCAUUGGCGAGAGCCCGGUCUGGGCUCCGAGCAGCGGCUUCGAGCUGGCUCUCGGCCUCGACAGCGCCGGCCCUGGGAUCCUCGCCGUCACCAGCACUAACAACAACAACACCAACAACACCAUCGUCACUCUCACGACAUGCAAUCUGCCGCUCCUCGACGGCCACGAGACCGGCCGCAAGUCCCACGGCGCGCAACUUCUCUGCACUCAACCGGCCUCCGCCCAAGUAUCCCGGGCAUGUGCCCUUGACCAGGAUCGAGCAAGCAGGCAUGGCGCUCGGAUCUGGCAUCAUGUCGCUGCUGAAUCCCUACCGUGCUGUAUGCCUUGUUACGCCGUUCCCUCACUCACCUCACCUAUCUUUCUUCCCCCCCCCUCCCCUGCUGAUCUCAUAGCCACCCUGGGCGAGGCCACGGCGACCCCCUACUUCAUCUACCGCCUCCGCGACGCCAUGUUGGCCCAUCCCACAGGCCGUCGAAUCCUUCGCCUGCGUCCGCGAAUCAGCUCCAAGACGCUCAGCAUCCCGGCCCUGCGCGCCUUGCCGGAGAACUCCGUCGGCCGCGCCUACGUCUCCUGGCUGGACCGCGAGGGCGUGUCCCCAGACACUCGAUCCCUGGUGCGGUACAUUGACGACGAGGAGUGCGCGUACGUGAUGCAGCGGUACCGCGAGUGCCACGACUUUUACCACGCGCUGACGGGCCUGCCCACCGUGCGCGAGGGCGAAGUUGCGCUCAAGGCCUUUGAGUUUGCCAACACGCUGAUCCCCAUGACGGGGCUGAGCAUGCUGGCCGUGGCGACGCUCAAGCCGGCCGAGAGGCGCCGCUUCUUCAGCGUGUACAUGCCGUGGGCAGUCAAGAAUGGCGUGCGUAGCAAGGAGAUUAUCAACGUCUUUUGGGAGGAGGAGCUGGAGCGAGACGUUGACGACCUGAGGCGGGAGCUGGGCAUUGAGCGGCCGCCGGACCUGCGAGAGAUUCGCAAGCGGGAGAAGGAGGAGAAGAAGCGGCUCAAGGAGAUGCGAGCCCAUGGGUUUUGA